AUGAAAUUCGUAGCUCUCUUGUGUGUAUGGCUAUCUUUUGCCACUUCCACUUGGGCCUAUUCACGUGAUUGCGCCAAAGGUCCAGAAUAUUGGUGUCGUGAUGCAUCCACAGCAGAAGACUGCGGUGCUGUUCACCAUUGUCAACAAACAGUGUGGAAGGAAAAACAUCAGCCCAAACAAACCAGUGCCACCAGUGAAACAUCUCAAAUGUUAUGUAAUGUUUUUGUUCAUGCAUCACAUGAACUUCUUGCUGGUAGUUCAGUGAAUGCCAAUUCGAUCAAAGAAUAUCUUCGUCAAGAUUGCACAAAAUUACCUUACCAAAAAGAUCUUGUUCAACAAUGUCAAAUGGCUGUCGAUAUCUAUGUUGCUGAUAUUCUUCGUCAUCUUGCAAGUGGCACUGAACUUAACAAAAUCUGUUCCAUCAUUCAAGGACAUGAUACAUCGAAUGUGUUCGUACCAAAACCAAAACCCAGCAAUGCUCCAUCAAAUCUAACAUGUGUUAUUUGCGAAUUUGUUGUUCACAUCGUCGAGACAUAUGCAAGUCAAAACAAAUCAGCUCAACAAAUUGAACAUAUCCUCGAAGGAGUUUGCAAAGAAAUGCCAUCGGUUUUACGUGAUGAAUGCAAAUCAUUUGUCGAUUCAUAUGGCCCUGAUCUCAUUGCUCUUCUUGUUCGUGAAAUGGAUCCUGACAAAGUAUGCGCAUUUAUCAAAGUUUGCAAAAAAUCAGAAAAUACCGUCGUCUUACCCAAGCCAGUAAAAUCCGUUCAAUGUGCAUUAUGCAAGUAUGUCGUCGGCUAUGUUGAUACUGUCAUCCAAAACAACAAAUCAGCAGCCGCUGUUGAAGCUGCUCUCGAGAAAGUCUGCACAAUCUUACCAGCUUCGCUCAAACCAGGAUGCGUAUCAUUCGUCGACACUUAUGGCCCACUUCUUCUUCAGUUGAUUCUCAAAUUCGGCACACCGGAAAAAGUAUGCAACGCCCUCAAAGUGUGUCACAAUGGAACCCAAGAAAUGGCAACAUUCGAACAUGCUCCCAUGAUGAAUCUGCAAAAACCACAACUUAGCACUAUUCCAUGUACAAUUUGUAAAUUUGUCAUCGGCUAUCUUGACACUGCUACCAAAGGUAAUCGAUCCGAGGCAGCAAUUGAGGCCGCCUUAGACAAAGCUUGCGACCUCCUACCUGGAGCCCUCAAAAACAAUUGUGCGUCUUUCGUCCACAAAUAUGGACCGAUCAUCGCAUUUAUGUUUCGUAACAACGCCACAGCUGAACAAAUAUGCGAUUUCAUCAAAGUGUGUAGCAAUGGAACACAAGAAAUGGCAACAUUCGAACAUGUCCCUAUGAUGAAUUUGCAAAAACCACAACUUAGCACUAUUCCAUGUACAAUUUGUAAAUUUGUCAUCGGCUAUCUCGACACUGCUACCAAAGGUAAUCGAUCCGAGGCAGCAAUUGAGGCCGCCUUAGACAAAGCUUGCGACCUCCUACCUGGAGCCCUCAAAAACAACUGUGCGUCUUUCGUCCAAAAAUAUGGACCGAUCAUCGCAUUUAUGUUUCAUAACAACGCCACAGCUGAACAAAUAUGCGAUUUCAUCAAAGUGUGUAACAAUGGAACACAAGAAAUAACACCACUUGCUAGCAGUCUGCGGGAAAUGUUGAGCAGUAAACAAGAACCACUCCGUUCUGUAGAAUGUUCCUUGUGUAAAUACAUCGUCGGUUAUAUUGAUACUGUUAUCCAAAGCAACAAAUCUGAAGCUGCCAUCGAAGCUGCACUAGAAAAAGUUUGCACAAUCUUACCAGCUUCAAUUAAAUCUAAAUGCGAUCAAUUUGUUGUUACCUAUGGCCCUGUUCUUGUUCAGUUGAUUCAAAGAUAUGGUACACCAGAAUUGGUUUGCAACGCUUUGAAAAUCUGCAACAAUGGAACCGAAUCAAUUCAACCAGCCAGCAGAAAUUUAGUAAACGUACCAGCCAAAAUCGCUAGCGCUCAAUGUGCAUUAUGCAAGUACAUCAUCAGUUAUGUUGAUACUGUCAUUCAAAACAACAAAUCUGAAGCUGCCAUCGAAGCAGCACUCGAAAAGGUCUGCACAAUCUUACCAGCUUCGCUCAAACCAGGAUGCGUAACAUUCGUCAAGAACUAUGGUCCACUUGUUUACCAACUGAUUGUCAAAUUCGGCACACCGGAAAAAGUAUGCAACGCCCUUAAAGUGUGUCAGAAUGGAACACAAACGGUCGAGUCAGUUGCUCGCAAAAUCGUUGAAUCUGGCAAGAAAGGAAAAAGCGACAGUGAAUGUACUCUCUGCAAAUAUAUGCUAUCAUAUAUCAAUCUUUUGAUCACUGCGAACGCUACUGAAGCCGAAGUCGAAAAAGCAUUAAAAUUAGUCUGCACCAUUUUACCAGCCGAAUACCAUGACAAAUGCGAUGUAUUCGUUCAUACUUAUUCGCCAAUUCUUGUUCAGCUUCUCGCUGAACUCGAUGAUCCAAAUACUGUUUGCGCAUGGUUAGAUUUAUGUCCAAAAUCCAAGAAAGAAUUCAUUCAAAUUCCCGCAAUCAAAACCAACAAGCUCAAAUCAUUACCUUGCAAUCUCUGUCAGUACAUCGUCAACUAUGCGGAUACAAUCCUCCAAUCGAAUACAACUGAAGUCAAAUUCGAACAAGCUCUAGAAAAAGCUUGUAAAGUUUUACCAGGCGAAAAAUUACAGGCAGAAUGCAAAACUUUAGUCCAUCUCUAUGCUCCUGAUUUGAUGAAAUAUAUUGCUGAAUACGGCGAUCCAAAAGCUGUGUGCCAAGCUAUUGGUCUAUGUGAGAAAUAA
Molecule: messenger RNA, 2802 nt
Organism: Adineta ricciae
Lineage: Eukaryota; Metazoa; Rotifera; Eurotatoria; Adinetida; Adinetidae
Source: the annotation of a GenBank genome assembly